AUGGGCUUCGAAGACAAGCGUGUGGCCAUCGUCGGUGGUGGCCUCGGAGGCAUGGCCUUCCUCAAUGCUGCCUUAUAUACCGGCCUGAAGAAUGUUCAACUAUACGAACAAGCAAGUCAAUUCGGUGAAGUCGGUGCUGGAGUGAGCAUUACCUCCAAUGCCAACCGCGUUCUGGACACCUUUGGUCUGAAGGAGAGCAUGACCCGCAAAUCAUCCGGUCAGCUCCCAUGCUACAUGGAAUACCACAACUACAAGACAGGCGAGUAUGUGGGCCACAUUGGGGAAUUCUCCAAGCCCCCCGCUCGUCUCCUGCACCGCGCCCACCUUCUCGACUCGCUGAAGGAGCGUGUUCCCCCAUCAAGCCUGAAUCUGGGAAAGCACCUCAAGUCCGUGGACCGCAACACUGCCAGCGCUUCAGCCCCGUAUACUCUCCACUUCCAGGAUGGCAGCUCAACGGAAGCAGACAUUGUCAUUGGCUGCGACGGCAUAAAGUCGAAUGUGCGCCGGGAUAUGGGACUAGCCGAUGAUCCUAACUAUUCCGGCCAGGUUGUGUACCGUGGAUUUGUCGACUAUAAGGAUCUCCCCGCCGAGACAGCGCAGUUGCUGCGCAAGACUGUCAACUUCCGUGGUCCCAAGUGCCACGUCUUGAUCUUGCCUAUCGGAAACCAGGACACGCAGACCGACCGUGCUGCUAUCAUUGGUUUCAUGUCUGAGCCCAUCGAGGCUUGGGAUACCGAGGGCUGGAUGGACCGUUCCGAUAUCAAUAGUCUUAACGAGCAUGUGCGUGACUGGUGCCCGGCUGUGCAGGAUAUCAUUGCUGGGUUGCGGAAGGGCUCGCCUGAUGGCAAGAUGCUCAAGCAGGCUUUGUAUGUGCGUGACCCGCUAGAGAAAUGGUAUGAAAUGAACGCGGAUGGCCAGAAGGAUGCUGGUAUUAUUCUGCUUGGUGAUUCUGCUCACUCGACUCUUCCUCACCAAGGCCAAGGCACUUGCAUGGCUAUUGAGUCUGGAAUUGCCCUUGCUACCAUCCUCCGCCACUGGAAGGGUAACAAUCUCGAGGAUGCGUUCCAGUUCUACCAGAACCUGCGCAAGCCUCGGACGGACCGUGUCACCAAGACUAGCUACGAGGCUGGUAAACUAGCUAGCUCUGACUCUCCUGAUCAGAUGGACAGCAGUUUCAACCCUGAUGCUUUGAUGGAGCGUAUGAAGUGGAUCAUGGAGUACAAUGUUUUGGAAGAUCUGCGCGUCAAGGGUGUCGAUGUGUUGGACUUCCAGGAUUCGCGCCUGUGA
Penicillium nucicola is the source of this 1287-nucleotide messenger RNA. RefSeq lists its product as uncharacterized. The transcript has a single exon. Gene Ontology annotation, molecular function: FAD binding; monooxygenase activity. The record is from RefSeq and is a predicted model, not a curated record. Bases 1 to 1287 code for a protein of 428 amino acids. NCBI's taxonomy places the organism in Eukaryota, Fungi, Ascomycota, Eurotiomycetes, Eurotiales, Aspergillaceae.